Messenger RNA from Malurus melanocephalus (red-backed fairy wren), 750 nucleotides. Its product is annotated as acrosin-like. The record is from RefSeq and is a predicted model, not a curated record. Bases 1 to 750 code for a protein of 249 amino acids. The transcript is spliced from 4 exons. Gene Ontology annotation, molecular function: serine-type endopeptidase activity. NCBI's taxonomy places the organism in Eukaryota, Metazoa, Chordata, Aves, Passeriformes, Maluridae. Gene Ontology annotation, biological process: proteolysis.
AUGAAUUGGCUGAGACCCCUCAUCCUGCUGGCUGUGGCUGGAUUGGCACACAGUACAUGGGACAACUGCGGGGGGACGUGCGGGCUCCGAGCCGUGGUGUCUGACUACUAUCCCAUGACUUAUUACUACGGCCAUGUGGCUUAUGACUAUGGCAUGACACGCGUUGUGGGUGGCACAGGUGCCCUGCCAGGGUCCUGGCCAUGGAUCGUCAGCAUCCAGCAUCCCUGGAUGCCAGACCUGAUGCAUCUUUGUGGAGGGACCCUCAUUGGCACCGAGUGGGUCCUCACAGCAGCCCAUUGCUUCGGCAAGAUCACGAACAUCAGCAUGGUGUCUGUGGUCAUCGGGGCUACCCAGUUGACUCAGCCGGGCCCUGGGGCACAAGUGCGCAGUAUCAGGAAGCUGGUGACACAUGCGGACUACAGUCGUGCUGACAUGAGCUAUGAUAUUGCUUUGCUGGAAUUGGACCAUCCUGUCCAGUGCAGCCCCUACAUCCAGCUGGCCUGUCUGCCUGAUGCCACACUGAGAGUGUCAGAGCUGCAAAACUGCUGGAUUCCUACUCCUAAGCCAUGGCCAGCUACACCCCCCACUCAAAAGCCAUUGCCAACUACACCACCCACUCAUAAGCCACCCCCGAAACCAGCACCGUCAGGCGAGGUUAGCUCCUGCCCAUAUCCAAUCAACAAGCUCAUAGACUUCUUUGCCGAGGUGAAGAAUCUCCUUCAUCAGGUCCUUGGACAAAACACAGCUUGA